UGCUUUCGCCAGGACGUACCAGAGGCGAAAGAUUGCUCGGAAGAAAGAAGAACUUAAAGCUAGGAUUUCCAUUCCAAAGAUAUAGUAAAGGUGGAAGAAGCGAGUGUUUUCAACAGAAGUAAUAAAAAGAAGUAAACUCUUCUGUAUUUUACAAGCUUCGAAUUUUCUGGAACAGAGAAGAAAAAUGGCAGAAGAGGUUAGUAACAAGCAAGUCCUUUUCCGAGAUUUCGUAACGGGAUUUCCGAAAGAAUCCGAUAUGGUAUUGAGUACCGGCACGAUACGGUUGAAGGUGCAGGAAGGAUCGAAGGCCAUCCUCGUCAAGAAUCUCUACCUUUCUUGCGAUCCCUACAUGCGUAUACGGAUGGCCAUGACUGACUUCGCAAUUGAUUUUCCUCCUUUCAUUCCAGGAUCGCCCAUUACUGGCUUUGGGGUGGCUAAAGUUUUAAACUCGGGACAUCUGGACUUCAAGGAAGACGACUUGAUUUGGGGGAUAACUGGAUGGGAAGAGUUCAGUCUUAUAUCAGAACCCGAGACCUUGUUUAAAGUUAAAUAUACUGAUGUACCUCUUUCUUAUUAUACUGGUAUUCUCGCACAAGAUAGAAGAGAAAGAGCAAGAAAAGAAUAUACGUAUAGGAGCAGAGGUGUGUACAACCUACCUCUGCAUUUGUUAACAGGUAUGCCUGGCCUUACAGCUUAUGUUGGAUUUUAUGAGGUCUGCACUCCUAAGAAAGGGGAAUACGUCUUUGUGUCAGCAGCUUCCGGUGCUGUGGGUCAGCUAGUUGGACAAUUCGCAAAGUUGAUGGGGUGCUAUGUUGUUGGAAGUGCUGGUUCUAUUGAAAAGGUUGAUCUAUUGAAGAGUAAGUUUGGGUUUGACAAUGCUUUCAACUAUAAGGAAGAACCUGACUUGAACGUGGCUUUAAAAAGGUAUUUUCCCAAGGGCAUCGACAUCUAUUUUGAGAACGUAGGCGGCUCGAUGCUUGAUGCAGUACUAGCGAACAUGAGGCUCCAUGGUCGCAUUGCGGUGUGUGGUAUGAUCUCUCAGUACAACCUUGAGAAACCUGAAGGCGUGCACAACUUAUUCCACCUCAUCACAAAGCGCAUCCAGAUGAAAGGGUUCGAGGUGUUCGACUACUACUCAUCAUAUCCUAAAUUUCUCGAGGUAACUCGACAAUAUAUCAAAGAAGGGAAGAUUGUUUAUGUGGAAGACAUUGUCGAAGGUCUCGAGAGUGCUCCGGCAGCCUUGAUAGGACUCUUCACAGGAUGCAAUGUCGGGAAACAGGUAGUUGUAGUUUCCCAUGAGUGAUUCUAAGGCACAUUUAAGUAGAAAGGAUAUAAAAAUGAACUUAAAAUAGUCAUAGAAUAGUCCAUGAUUAGAUUUUAUACAUGCAUGGUACUUUUAAGUUGUCCUAUUUCGAACAAUGUUUUAUGUAUCAGUGUGUCACUAUGUAUCACAUCCUUGGAAUACGAAAAUAUCAUGGAAAAUAUCAUAAGUAUUACCUAA
Messenger RNA from Magnolia sinica, 1501 nucleotides. Its product is annotated as 2-alkenal reductase (NADP(+)-dependent)-like. The record is from RefSeq and is a predicted model, not a curated record. Gene Ontology annotation, molecular function: 2-alkenal reductase [NAD(P)H] activity. The transcript is spliced from 6 exons. Bases 185 to 1303 code for a protein of 372 amino acids. NCBI's taxonomy places the organism in Eukaryota, Viridiplantae, Streptophyta, Magnoliopsida, Magnoliales, Magnoliaceae.